AUGGCGCUGUCCAAAAGCACCCGAAUCAUCAUCCUGCUCGUCAUCGACUCCGCCUUCUUCCUCCUCGAACUCAUCUCCGGCUAUGCCGUCCACUCGCUCGCCCUCGUCGCCGAUUCCUUCCACAUGCUCAACGAUGUCCUCUCCCUGCUCGUGGGACUCUGGGCCGUCAAGAUGGCAAACAAGUCCUCCGCGCCCAAGAUGUACACGUACGGAUACCAGCGCGCCGAGACGCUGGGAGCGCUCGUGAAUGGCGUGUUCCUGGUGGCGCUCUGUGUGACGAUUUUCCUGGACGCGAUUCAGAGGUUUGUGGAGCCGCAGGUGGUCAGUAAUCCGCAGUUGGUGCUGGUCGUGGGGUGUCUGGGACUCCUAUCGAAUGUGGUGGGGUUGGCGCUUUUUCAUGACCAUUCGCAUGGUGGGCAUGGGCAUAGUCAUGGGGGUCAUGAGCAUGGAGAUGAGGCGAGUGCUGCCGAAGAGGGACAUGCGGGACAUGCGGGACAUGUGCAUGAGCCGUAUAGGGACGAGCCGCAUCGUCAUUCGCAUGGCCAGGAGGGUCAUGCGAUUGAGCACUCGGAUACACAGACUAGUGGGUCUACGGCUAUUGCGGAGGACUCUGCUGCGAAGACGGCUGCUCCUCCCAGCAAGCGUAGACAUAGCCGUUCGACUUCGCGCGCGGCUUUGAACCCGGAGGAGUACGCGGGGCCGGCUGCGUUCAGGAAUUCCAUUAUCGCUGCAAGCCGCAUGGAUCCAUUGGAGUCGGAGGAGGAAACGACGACGGUCGAGCCCCCAACGGACAACACGUUUGAACCACUUCUUGGGGGAACGGGGACAACGAUUGCUUAUGGAGCAACACAGCCGACUGCUAAUGGCAAGUUCGACCACAAGGCUCACAAGCACUCGCAACCCAAGGAGGCUAGCAAAGGCGGCCAUGCAGGCCACAACCAUGGCGAUCUCAACAUGAAGGGCAUCUUCCUCCACGUCAUGGGAGAUGCUCUGGGCAAUAUCGGUGUCAUUGCCACUGCGCUCAUCAUCUGGCUCACCGAUUUCGAGGGCAGAUACUACUUUGAUCCGGCCAUCUCGCUUGUCAUCACCAUCAUUAUCCUCUGCUCCGCCAUUCCACUCUGCAAAGCCGCAUCUCGAAUCCUCCUCCAAGCUGUUCCCCACGGCAUCGAAGUAGACGAUAUCCGAGACGACAUCGAGGAUCUACCUGGCGUCGACAGCUGCCAUCACCUCCACGUCUGGCAACUGAGCGACACCAAACUCGUCGCGUCUCUCCACAUCCGCGUCACUUUCAACUUCAAGGGCGAAGGCUCACAACGGUAUAUGCAGCUUGCAUCGGCCAUCCGCGAUUGUCUGCACGACUAUGGCAUUCACUCGUCGACGAUUCAGCCCGAAUUCCACCGUCAGGAAUCGGAUAUCGACGACCAGUCGAGCCCCGGCGGGAAUGACGGCACCCAUGAUAACCCCUCCCGCUCUGCAUCCGUGAGAGGCGACACGCGCUGUUUGCUGGAGUGUGAUGAUAAUUGCGGGGGUGGGAAGAGCUGUUGUCCGCCUGCCCAGCAGCCGAAGGGAGGCGAUGGACAUGGACAUGGCAACGAGGGACAUGAGCAUUCUCAUUAG
Molecule: messenger RNA, 1617 nt
Organism: Lecanosticta acicola
Lineage: Eukaryota; Fungi; Ascomycota; Dothideomycetes; Mycosphaerellales; Mycosphaerellaceae
Source: the annotation of a GenBank genome assembly